CUUCCCUUCUGGUCCAGCGGCGUGGAGUGAAAGCACUGUGUUUGGGAGCAGUCUCCGAUUCAUUCUGCGUCAAGAGCGACUUCUAGAGCUGUUUCAGGAUGGACUCCCAUUUGACCGCAGCUCAGAUCCGUGAGAAGUUCAUUGACUUCUUCCGACGCUAUGAACACCAGUACGUCCACUCGUCGGCCACCAUCCCACUGGACGACCCCACGCUGCUGUUCGCCAAUGCUGGCAUGAACCAGUUCAAGCCGAUCUUCCUGAACACCAUCGACCCUUCCCACCCUAUGGCCAGGCUGCGUCGCGCUGCCAACACCCAAAAGUGUAUCCGCGCGGGAGGCAAACACAACGACCUGGACGAUGUGGGUAAAGAUGUCUACCACCACACCUUCUUCGAGAUGCUGGGUUCCUGGUCCUUUGGGGACUACUUUAAGCACCUGGCCUGUAAAAUGGCCUUGGAGCUGCUGACCCAGGAGUUUGGUAUUGACAUAGAGCGUCUGUAUGUCACCUACUUCGGGGGAUGCGAGGAAGCAGGACUGGAGCCCGACCUGGAGUGUAAACAGAUCUGGAUCGACUUGGGAAUUGACGAGGCUCGCAUCCUGCCCGGCAGUAUGAAGGAUAACUUCUGGGAGAUGGGAGACACCGGCCCCUGCGGCCCCUGCAGUGAGAUGCACUUCGACCGCAUCGGAGGCAGAGACGCCUCUCACCUGGUGAACAUGGACGACCCCAACGUCCUGGAGAUCUGGAACCUGGUGUUCAUCCAGUUCAACAGAGAGUCUGAGACGGAGCUGAAGCCGCUGCCUAAGAAGAGCAUUGACACAGGAAUGGGUCUGGAGCGCUUGGUGUCUGUGCUGCAGAACAAAAUGUCCAACUACGACACAGACCUCUUUGUCCCCUACUUUGAAGCCAUUCAGAAGGGAACUGGUGCUCGCACUUACACUGGUAAAGUCGGUGCUGAGGACGCUGACGGCAUCGACAUGGCUUACCGCGUGCUGGCCGACCACGCCCGCACCAUCACCAUCGCCUUGUCUGAUGGUGGCCGACCGGACAACACGGGAAGAGGUUACGUGUUAAGGAGGAUUCUUCGCCGUGCGGUCCGUUACGCCCACGAGAAGCUCGGGGCUCAGAGAGGCUUUUUUGCCACUUUGGUGGACGUGGUCGUCAGCUCUCUGGGCAACGCAUUUCCAGAGCUGAGGAAAGACCCAGAGAUGGUGAAGGAUGUUAUUAAUGAGGAGGAGACACAGUUCCUCAAAACGCUCAGCAGGGGGCGGCGUAUCCUGGACAGAAAGAUCAUGAGUCUAGGAGAAAGCAAAACCAUCCCAGGCGACACAGCGUGGCUGCUGUACGACACGUAUGGUUUCCCGCUGGACCUGACCUCCCUCAUCGCAGAGGAGAAAGGCAUGCUGGUGGACUUGGCCUCGUUCGAGGAGGAGAAGAAGGCAGCACAGCUGAAGUCUCAGGGUAAAGGUGCAGGAGAUAACGAUCACAUCAUGCUGGACAUCUACGCCAUCGAUGAACUGAGGAACAAGAACGUACCGGCCACAGACGACUCUCCCAAAUACAAAUACACCUCGGAUGAAAGCGGGAAAUACGAGUUCAAUCAGACCACAGCUACGGUGCUUGCCCUGCGUCGCGACCGUGCCUUCUGCGAUGAGGUGACCACAGGUCAAGAGUGCGGUGUGCUACUCGACCAGACGUCCUUCUACGCCGAGCAGGGCGGACAGACGUUUGACGAGGGCUUCAUACUUCGAGAGGACGACAACGCGGAGGACCGGAUGGAGUUCACGGUGAAGAACACUCAGGUGCGAGGCGGUUACGUCCUCCACGUGGGAACCGUCUACGGAGCGCUGAAGGUCGGAGACCGCGUCGUCUUACACGUAGAUGAGGCUCGUCGCAGGCUCAUCAUGAACAACCACACCGCCACACACAUCCUGAACUUCGCCCUCAGAGGAGUUCUGGGAGAGGCCGACCAGAGGGGGUCGCUGGUCGCUCCCGACCGCCUGCGGUUUGACUUCACAGCCAAAGGUGCGCUGAGCACAGGGGAGAUCCGCCGCACCGAGGAGAUCGCCUGUGCCAUGAUAAGAGACGCUAAGCCCGUCUACGCCCUGGACACCCCGCUGGCAGAAGCUAAAGCCAUUCAGGGUCUUCGUGCCGUGUUUGACGAGACUUACCCUGACCCCGUGCGAGUCGUGUCCAUCGGCAUCCCCGUCCAGGACCUGCUGGACGACCCCAACAGCGCUGCUGGUUCUCUCACCUCCAUCGAGUUUUGUGGUGGAACCCAUCUGCAGAACUCUGGUCAUGCUGCGCCAUUUGUCAUAGUCUCUGAGGAGGCCAUCGCUAAGGGCAUCCGCCGCAUUGUUGCUGUGACAGGAGCAGAGGCGCAGAAGGCUCAGAGAAAAGCUGAUGCCCUCAAUCAGUCUCUGUCUGCUCUGGCAGAGCGGGUGAAGCAGCAGACCGCUCCCAACAAGGACGUACAGAAAGAGAUCGCAGACAUGACUGAGUCCAUAGGCACAGCAGUGAUCUCCCAGUGGCAGAAGGACGAGAUGAGGGAAUCUCUGAAGGGCCUGAAGAAAACCAUGGACGACCUGGACCGCGGCUACAAGGCCGACAUCCAGAAGAGAGUCCUGGAGAAGACCAAGGAGGUGAUCGAGGGCAGCCCCAACCAGCCACUGCUCGUAAUGGAGAUGGAGACCGGAGCCUCAGCUAAGGCUCUGAACGAGUCUCUGAAGCUACUGAAGUCCAGUUCUCCUCAGACUGCGGCGAUGCUCUUCACCGUAGACCCCGAAGCCGGCAAGAUCACCUGCCUGUGUCAAGUCCCUCAGGACGUGGCUAACCGCGGCCUGAAGGCCAGUGAGUGGGUUCAGGAGCUGUGCCCCCUGCUGGACGGAAAAGGAGGCGGAAAGGACAUGUCUGCUCAGGCCACGGGCAGGAACACGCAGUGCCUGACGGAGGCACUACAGAUGGCCAACGAGUUUGCACGACUCAAACUGGGAGAAAACUAAGAGCAGAGAGGGACAAGGAGAGGAAUUAGGAAUUGUCGAAACAUCCGCCUCCUUUACUGUCUCUCGUCUCUGUUUGGGUCUGAAAAGAUUUUUACAAAACAAAAACGUCCAGGUUUCUCACUCUGGCCAUUCAGCAUACACACAUUGACGCUUAGCCAGCAAUAAAUCAAUAAAUGAGCCACUCGAAUAUUUAUGGAUGGAACGAAUCAUUGCUGACUUCAACAAGUAAAAUUCUACUCUGGGGAAACUGUUCAUGUUUCAUGCAGGUGAAAGAGGAAUGGCACAUUAUUUUGAGAGUAACGUUAUCAUGUCUGUGUCGUCAUUAUGUGCAUGUGCACAGAGGAAAUUUAAAAUAAUUAGGGAUUUUAAAUCGUCUAGCAGCUCAGAUUCUCGUUGCUCUUAAUCUGACACUUCCAUCUUGCGUCUGUUUCAGCUCACCUUUGCCCUCUUAAUUUAACGUUUGGCUUCCUCGUCCAGUUCAGACACAUUAAGAGGCCGAAGCCAUGUGUUUAACAUGCUGUAGCUGUAUGAUAGUCUUGCUUUUCAUGUCAUAAUUUAGUAAAUGUAUUCAUUAACUGUAUAAAAGAAAAGAAAUAAUGAUGAAGAACUGAACUCGACUUCCCCUGACGUUUACUAUUAUUGAUUCAGUGAAGAUUGUUGCCGCUGUAGCUGUUCCCAUGUCAGAGAGACAAUGUCAUGUUAUGGAAUAAAUGCAACUGGUGGAUAUUCAA
Molecule: messenger RNA, 3730 nt
Organism: Solea senegalensis (Senegalese sole)
Lineage: Eukaryota; Metazoa; Chordata; Actinopteri; Pleuronectiformes; Soleidae
Gene: aars1
Product: alanyl-tRNA synthetase 1
Exons: 20
Coding region: 99-2999 (966 amino acids)
Biological process (GO): tRNA modification; alanyl-tRNA aminoacylation
Cellular component (GO): mitochondrion; cytoplasm
Molecular function (GO): amino acid binding; alanine-tRNA ligase activity; ATP binding
Source: RefSeq, a predicted model, not a curated record